AUGAUUAAUGAUGAAGGAAAUAUCUAAAUGUUACUAAGCAAAAAUUGAAAAGAAUUGCUUUCUGGUGUUACAGAGGAAUCUUCAGUAUGUGUAAGAUAAUCAGAUAACAAAGAUAAGAUAUAUUAAUUAAAAAACGAAAUAAUAAGCAAUGGAUUUUUACACAUCAGUAUUAAAGAUAGUUUUAAUAAUAUUAACAAUUAUUAAUUAUGUAAUAACAAUCGAGGAUUCCAAUUAUUGGAAAAAAAUAGCUAAUGAUGAAUUAAAAGAAUCAUUAUCAUAUAAAUGGAAUGAAAAUAUAGCAAAAAAUGUUAUUCUAUUUAUUGGAGAUGGAAUGAGUAUUGAUACUGCAACUGCAAGUAGAAUUUAUAGAGCUGGCGAAACAAGUAAUCUUGCGUGGGAAAAACUUCCUCAUGUUGGCUUAAUAAAAACAUAUAAUACGAAUAAAAAAGUUGCUGAUUCAGCUUCAACAGCUACAGCAUUAUUCAGUGGUGUAAAAACCAACUAUAAUGUAGUUGGAGUUGAUUCACAUGUCCAAUUAAAUGAUUGCGAUGCAAGUUUAAAUCCUAAAUUUCACGUUUCUUCAAUUAUUGAAUGGGCACAAGAAGCAGGAAAAGACACAGGGUUCGUAACAACAACAAGAGUUACACAUGCUACUCCGGCUCCUCUUUAUGCACAUUCACCGAACAGAAAGUGGGAAUGUGAAAAUGAAAUACCAGAAACAUCGAAAAAAUGUAAAGAUAUAGCAAAACAAUUGAUAGAAAAUACUCCAGGGAAAAAUAUUAAAGUAAUUAUGGGAGGCGGAAGGCAGAUGUUGCAAUCAAAUGUUAGCGGAACUGAGAUAGAUCCUAUCGAUACUUGGGCUUGCUACAGUACUGAUGGCAGAGAUUUAAUCAAUGAUUGGGUUCAAGACAAAAAGUUAAGAAAUUUUUCUUAUAAAGUUGUUCAGAACAAUAAAGAGUUAAGAAGCUUAGAUCCUACAAAUAUCGAAUUUUUACUUGGAAUUUUUGCUAAUGGACAUUUACGAAUGGAUUGGGAAAGAGUAGAUAGUUCUGAAGGUCAACCAAGUUUAGAAGAAAUGACAAAAAUGGCAAUCAAAGUAUUAGAAAAAUCUUCGAAGGGUUAUUUACUUGUGGUCGAAGGUGGAUUAAUAGACUACGCGCAUCAUCGAGGACAUGCUGCUCAAGCACUUCGAGAAACUGUAAGGCUUUCCGAUGCUGUUAAUGCCACUAUUAAUGCAGUUGAUUUAAGUGAUACGUUAAUCAUUGUAACGAGUGACCACUCACAUUCUAUGUCUUUCAAUGGUUACUCUGAUCGCAAUAACUCUAUCCUUGGCAUUGCACAAUCAUCCAAGUAUGAUGGAAUUCCAUUUACAACAUUAUCAUAUAGCACUGGGGGUGUAAAUAACAAAGCUUAUACUGUGAUAGAUGGAGAAGCAGUGAGAAUAGAUCCAAGAGAUUCUGAUACUCUUCAUUUUAAUUAUAGUCAACAAGCAGGUAUUAUUACUGAUGAAGCAUAUCACGGCGGUGGAGAUGUUGCUAUUUAUGCUAAAGGUCCAUUCGCUCAUUUAAUUCAUUCAACACAUGAGCAAAAUUAUAUUGCAUACGUUAUCGGUUACGCUUCUCGGAUAGGCCCAUAUUUUACCAGCAGUGCUAAUCAAUACUUUGACAGGAAAUGGAGUGUGUUAAUUAUUAUCAGCAAUAUAUCAUGUGUAAUUUUAUACCAGUUGUAGAAAAUCCUUCAUAUGAAUGUUGAAAGAAAUUUAUCAUCGCCAACGUCAUUACAGAGUAUUCAAUUUUUUAACAAUAAAUUUAAUAUUAAGAAUCGAGUUAAAUGAAUCAUUAUUUACUCGAUAUCGAUAUAUCAUUACUGAUGACAUUUAUUCGGGAGAUG
Messenger RNA from Chelonus insularis, 1890 nucleotides. Its product is annotated as alkaline phosphatase-like. The record is from RefSeq and is a predicted model, not a curated record. The coding region runs from base 149 to 1729 and encodes 526 amino acids. NCBI's taxonomy places the organism in Eukaryota, Metazoa, Arthropoda, Insecta, Hymenoptera, Braconidae. Gene Ontology annotation, biological process: dephosphorylation. The transcript is spliced from 7 exons. Gene Ontology annotation, molecular function: alkaline phosphatase activity.